ACCAAAGCGGUAGCCAUGGUGACCGCGUCCACCACCCCCUUCCCCCGCCUCCUCGCCCCGGCCCGGUCGAACCCCGCCGCGCGCCCCUCCCUCUCCACCCGCCGCCCUCCCACGCUCUCCUCCUCCCGCUCCGUCGUCUCCGUCCGCCGACGCCUCGCCGCCGCAUCCAAUGAUACCACCAGCGACAAAGAGCAGGAGCAAGAACCGUCCACGGCGGCGGGCGGAGCCGCAAACCCCGCCGAGGAACCGCCGGUUUCUCCGGAGAAGACCCAGGAGGAGGUGGCGGCGGAGCUGAAGGAGGUGAUGCGCGCGCGCAAGGAGGCGGAGGUCGCCGGAGGCGGCGGCGGGUGGUGGGCCGGGGUGACCCAGGAGAUGUCGGAGAUCGAGUGGCCGGCGCCCGGGAAGGUGCUGGGCACCACGGGGGUCGUCCUCGGCAUCAUCGCGGGCUCCACGGCCGCGCUGCUCUCCGUCAACGCCGUCCUCGCCGAGCUCUCCGACCGCGUCUUCGCCGGCCGGGGCCUCCAGGACUUCUUCUAAGGGUGAUGUGGCAUCCAUCUGUCUCCUUUUGUAUUUCGAGAAUUCAGAUAGGCGUAUAGUCCGUUCGCUGUAUCCAUGGUUUACAAAAGAGCAUGGUUGUGUUCCAAGAAAAAUAUGGUGAUGUUUGGGAGAAAAUUUCAAUGUGCUAACUUGUGGAUACAGUUCAGUCUCUGGGAAAGAAUUUCACAUUGUCA
Messenger RNA from Lolium rigidum, 731 nucleotides. Its product is annotated as preprotein translocase subunit SECE1-like. NCBI's taxonomy places the organism in Eukaryota, Viridiplantae, Streptophyta, Magnoliopsida, Poales, Poaceae. The transcript has a single exon. Gene Ontology annotation, cellular component: chloroplast thylakoid membrane. The record is from RefSeq and is a predicted model, not a curated record. The coding region runs from base 16 to 537 and encodes 173 amino acids.